This is a messenger RNA of Metopolophium dirhodum (rose-grain aphid), 2772 nucleotides long. RefSeq lists its product as uncharacterized. Lineage: Eukaryota; Metazoa; Arthropoda; Insecta; Hemiptera; Aphididae. The record is from RefSeq and is a predicted model, not a curated record. The transcript has 3 exons. Bases 106 to 522 code for a protein of 138 amino acids.
AAUACAUGUUUUAGUUAUUGUUUACGUCUUCCAGGGAAUAUUUAAAAAUAAUUAUUAAAAUUAAACAUAAAUAAUACAAAAUUAAUUUAUCUCAUAAAAAACAACAUGAACGGACACCGGAUAAACAAACUUUACUAUUGUUUGGUGAUUUUCACGUUCUUUUGCCUGAACAUAUUGCAAACGAAUGCGGGAAUUUCGGCUAUGUUGAGAAAAACGGGAAUGAUUCCGGCAGUACCGAUGACAGAUUUGAAAGAGACAGCGACAGACGGACCAGAAUUGGCUAGAAUUUUCUACUCGGCCAUCGGCAACUUUGUCGAAGCCGUUCCCAUUUUCCCGGUCACGUUCAACGUACCCGACAUUGUGACCGCUUUCGGUGGCUUGCUGUCGGGCAUGUUCAAUUACAUUACCGGCAAUGACAGCGGCGGAGGGUCACAACCCAAAGACGUCUUCGGAGCCAUGCUCAACAUCUAUAGGCACAUAGCCGUACAAGAAGACAUUCAUGAUAUUGAGUUCAUGACGUAAAAUACAGCUGUAGCAUAAUGGAGAUGUACCUACCCAAUAUAGUCUACAUCGAGAGGAGGAUGGGAGUUAAAAUUCGUUGUCGUUAAUUUUUCGUUUUCUUUUUUCUUCUAAGCGCGUCACUGUAGUAUGUUAUUAUAAACUGUCGUAUAAAACGCACAUUAAUAUUUAAAUGAAGUGAAACGUAUUCAGCUGCCGACUAAUUAUUCGACACAUCUUCGAACAACUGUAAAAAAAUUGUCCGCACCAACAUAUUGGGGUAUGAUGCCGCCCACUAUGUUGUUAUGUAUAUUUAGUAUUAAAAUUUUACUCCCACCGUGAAUCGAGUAUAGGUGCGAAAUUUUAAUCGCAAGAAAGCACCUAUAACCUAUACUUAGUACCUCUAUUUAAAACUAGAUUUCUUAUAACUGCGUUGUUAGCAUAAUAUAUUUUAAAUCUGAUUAGUACCUACAAUUAUCCCGAUUGGUACCUAUAUGUUUCACUUACUUUCUCAUUGUGAAGAUGUAUAUUUUUAGAUCCACUUUUUAAUUAUUUAUUAUUAUUAUAAUGAUAGCCGGUAGGUAUACGAGUACCUUCGUCUACCGACUGUCACGCCAGUCCACAUGAACGAUAAAUAUUCAAAUAACAUAUGUAUAUUUAAACUCAAGAGAUCAAUAAAUAAUGUUGUAUAUAGAAUUGUCAUGCAAAAAGAUUUAGGUACUUACCAAUUUUUUUCAAUUUAAUACGAGUGUUGGGAAUUAUAAUAUAUUAUAUAACAGAUGCCAUAUGCGUUACUUUUGGUCAGUUGAAUUCAUACCAAUUUAGAGUUUUUUUUACAACUAGUAGGUAACAGUAAUGACUGGUUUUAUGUUAAUCGAAUAUGUUAUGUUUGAAAGCACUAUAAUUAUUAAUAGAAACUACAUUUUUUUGUCAAAUAUAAACACACGAACUGGUCGUAAGUAAAGUCGAGUAGUAGGUAUGUUUCAAAUUAUUAUUAAUUUCACUCCGUGGUUUUCAUCGUUGUAAUAUUAUAAUAAUAUGGUACCUUGAUUAUAACACGUACAAGAUAAACUUAGAUUGAUUUUAGUUAUUGUAAUCAGGAUUUAAGAAUACCUAAUUAUAAACAUUGACAAUUGAAUCAGCCACCAUUUCAGUGGCGUAGAUGGGGGUUAAAGGGCCUGCAGCACUCCCCGAAAUUUCAGGAAAAUUUAAACACGCUUUCGAUGUUCUGUGAACGUAUUACGUAAAGCGUGGGUAACCAUUUAUUAUAAUUAUUGCAAUUUGUAUGAAAGUUGCGACAAAAGUCUAAAAUGUUAUUCAUCCACUGCAUCAGCAUACCAAACUUAUUCGGAAUUCUGUAUCUAUAGUUAAACCUCCCCCGCAUAACUAGUUAUUAGCCCACCCUCAAAAUAUCAAAAUCCUGGGUACUCCACAUCUCCACUGAUUACUGAAACACAUUUAGUACCUACCUAUAUUAAACAUUGAGGUAGAGCUCGACACGGCGACUUUACGCGACUUCGUUUAUAUAGGAUUUUGCACCAAUUUAAGUGAAAGGCAAAUUUGUAAGAGACAAAGAAAACGUGGAUAUUACUAAUAAUUGUACAAAUACAAAUAAAUGUUAAGUAUAUUAUCUUAUCGAAUAUAUAGUGGUUGAUAACUAUAGUGUAUAAUGGUAGUAUGGUGUAUAUUUUGUAAAUAUAGGUACCUAGUUUAAAAGUUAUGACAUUUAUUAAACCAAUAAAUCUAAAUAUUGUAUAAGAUUAUUUUAAAUGUAUGUUAUGAAGACUAUAAUGUUUUGAUGUAUAAAUAUUUAAAUAUGGCAAUAUGUAUUUAUUUUUAAGUUACUAAAUCAUUUAUUUAUCUAUUUAUUUAUUCAACACAAAUAUUCAGAUUACUUUACUUAUUUAUUAUUGUUCGACCAUGAAAAAAUAUUGAAAACUAGAAUAAUUAACUAGGCACUAGUUUAUAUGUUAUUAUUAAUUUAACUGUGUGUACUAUAUUAUCCUAUUAGGGGUGUAUUUAAGGGAUCUAUGAUGAUUUGAGCAUUUUAGUACCUGAUUAAAAGUUUUAUGUAUCAACAUUUACAUUUCAUAAUUUGUAAAAAUUGUCCGAGUAUAAUAAACGCUAAUAAUUCAAGAUGAUACAUAUAUUUUAUUUUUGUAAAACCAUUUGUAAUGCCUUCUAUCCUUAGCUUUUGGCUUUUAAUAACUAAGAAACUAUAAGUGUUAAAAUGUUGAUUUAGAUGCAUAAAAACUUUAAAAAUAAAAUCUUAAG